Molecule: messenger RNA, 1282 nt
Organism: Cuscuta europaea
Lineage: Eukaryota; Viridiplantae; Streptophyta; Magnoliopsida; Solanales; Convolvulaceae
Source: the annotation of a GenBank genome assembly
CCUAAUUGCCGCAUAUCAAUAUAGCAUUGAGGCCCUUCGUAGAUGCCAUUGAAACCUUCAAUAUAUUCGAAUCAGGGCAUCGAUUGGUGUCCUAUCAGCAAGGGCAGAUAUUCAUAAGAAAAGCUACUGUGCCCGAUGGUGGCAUGACAGAGAAUGUGAUGAACAUGGAGAAGGGUGAGGAAGAAGAUGGAGUAUUGAUGAUCCGCCCCCGCCUGAACCACCGACAUGGACGGAUCGUGUGGUUAGGGGUUGGAAGACGUCGCUUCAAGAUUGGUUUUGGCUGCAGGUGGUUUAUUGUUCCAUAUUUCUUUUCAACUUUAUUGAUGUUUCUUUACAUUGUUUUUUGUCUGUUUGUGUUAGUGGUUUUUCCGAGGUGCUUAUGCUAGUGUUAGUCUCGAAGCUCCUGUAUGUUCCGCAAAAAGUUUUCAUAUGUUUUGAGUGAACUUUUCUAUGUUUGAUCAGGAACUGAGAAGACUUUUGAUUAUUUUGAGUUUGUUGAUGUGGUAAAGAGUACAAUGAGCUUAAGGGUCAAAAGUCUAUGUUGCCUGUUUGGUGGUCAGCGAUUCGCGUUGCUUCUUUGGAGAAAAUUCCUGCACUUCCAACAAAAUAUCGUACGAUCUCACAUGCUUCGAGGGGGGCCAGUCGAUUCAAACCCACUCCUCCAACGACUAUGAAAUUUAGACGAAGGCGGUGGAGGGCCUAAGGGGGGCUAGGGAGGGUACGUGCCCCUGCUUCGAGCCUGAAAUUUCACUAGUAGCACUUAAGGUUAUUGAUCAGAUCAGUCUUGAGAUGGAGAACGGCUUUAGUGAGUCAAACACAGAAUUACUCACUUGAUUAACAUGUCUUGAUCCUAGAGAUAAGUUCUCCAAUUUCUGUGAGUCAAAGCUAUUGACCUUGUGGAGUUAUAUUCAUGCGAUUUUCCAUUUGUUGAUCGAAUGGAGGUGAAAGAGCAACUCCAGGUGUGGACAUAUGAAAUGAGAACAAAUGAAUUAUUUUCUGCCGUACAAACUAUCGGUGAAGUUUGUAAAAAGAUGGUUGAGCUUAAAGUUCACAAUUCUUUUCACUUGGUAUAUCGUCUGAUUGAGUUGGCUUUAGUAUUACCAAUUUCAACAGCCACCGUUGAAAGGGCAUUCUCUGCGAUGAAUAUUAUCAAGACAUAUCUUCGCAAUAAGAUGAUAGAUGACUAUCUUACGAUAUGUUUGGUGUGCUACAUCGAGAGAGAUGUUUUUAGAAGCAUUGAUAAUGAAACUAUUAUGUAACAUUUUCAGAAUAUGAAAACUCG